Molecule: messenger RNA, 11852 nt
Organism: Zootoca vivipara (common lizard)
Lineage: Eukaryota; Metazoa; Chordata; Lepidosauria; Squamata; Lacertidae
Source: RefSeq, a predicted model, not a curated record
UUAUCUGAGGCAGUCCAAAGUACAGGAAAAGGCUCUCUGUGCAUGCUGAGUGGCAUGGCAUUUGUGCCAGCAAGCAGGUGUGAAGGAAAAGUUGGUAAGAGUACAUACUGCUCAAUGUUUCACAGAUGAAAAUAGGGACACUUUUCCAAGCACAAGUCAAAGUACGUUUCCGAGCACAAUUCAAAGUAUUGGUGCUGACCUUUAAAGCCCUAAACGGCCUUGGUCCAGUAUACCUGAAGGAGCGUCUCCACCCUCAUCAUUCUGCCCGGACACUGAGGUCCGGCACCGAGGGCCUUCUGGCGGUUCCUUCACUGCGAGAAGCAAAGCUAUAGGGAACCAAGCAGAGGGCCUUCUCGGUAGUGGCACCCACCCUGUGGAAUGCCCUCCCAUCAGAUGUCAAAGAGAUAAAUAACUAUCUGAUAUUUAGAAGACAUCUGAAGGCAGCCCUGUUCAGGGAAGUUUUAAAUGUGUGACAUUUUAAUGUAUUUUAAAUUUUUGUUGGAAGCCGCCCGGAGUAGCUGAAAAAACAUAGCCAGAUGGACGGGGUACAAAUAAAUUAUUAUUAUUAUUAUUAUUAUUAUUAUUAUUAUUAUUAUUAUUAUACUACCCACUUCUCCUACCAAGGCUAACUGAGCUUCCUCUCCCUCUCAUUCCAUAUUGCUAGGGAUCUGCCAGUAUCAGCUGCUCGUUCUCCCAGUCUUCUUUUUUAUUUAUUUAUUUACACAUUUUAAAAUUCAUUUUCACUUUUAACAUUUAUAAUCAUACAUACCGGUAAAUCAUAAUCAUUUUACAAACAGGAUUCUCAGAAUCCCUGAACCUCCCUCCACCCCUCCAUGGUUUCCCCAGAUAUUAUUUUCAAACUGCAUUGUAUCGUAUUCUCCAUAUUUUCUUAAAACUCUAUUUUUUAUCAUAGUUCUCUCUUCAUUGCAAGUGUUUUCAAAAUCUUGCUAAUGCUUUCAAUUGUUACAGUGUUCUUUCAAGUAACUUUUUUAAAAAACCCCAUUCUUUGUUCAGUCCAGUCGUCCACAUUUUCACUUCGGUUUGCGAAUCCCCCCCCCCCCGAAAAUACUUCAGCAUUUGUGUGCAAAUUUCUCCUGCUCUAUUCAUGUGAUGUGUGCAGUUUUGCCUCGUAUACAAAUUUUCGCGAGGCAAUUUCCCCUGAUAAAAUGCGAUUUUCACAAAUAUAUGCAUUCAUAUGCAUACGUUGGAAUAUACAAUUUUGUACACAUUCGCUUGGCUGGGGAACAGCCUUGCAAAAUACGGAGAAGUGUGAAUUUUGAUGGUUGGCUGUACAUCGGUGCACCUAUUGUUUUAGAAAGUGUGAAUUAGCAAGUUCACUUUUCGAGGCAAAUCAAACCUCCCACCUGUCCCAGCAUAUUGCUGAAAGCUCUUCUCUAACUCCUUUACACUAUACAGUGGUACCUCGACUUACGAAGACGAUCCGUUCCGCGGCUGUCUUCGUAAGUCAAAGUCUUCAGAAGUUGAAGCGCCCGUUCUGCACAUGCGCAAAGCAUGACUUUGCACUUCUGUGCAUGUGUGGACUGCACGCGCGGGGAAAAGACUUCCGGGGUUGUCAACUUUGGAAGUCGAAACCUUCGGAAGUUGAUUCGUUUAGAUGUCGAGGUAUGACUGUAUCUGUAAUCUCAAUGAAAGAACAAUUAAGCUAAGAUUUGUUCACUUUUUUGAAUUAAGAAUAUGUAAGGAAAACACAGUUGUCCUACAUUCUCUUGCCAACAGUCCCAAAUGAGCCUCCAUAGCGUACACAUUGGCAGCCUGUGCUCUGUACGUACGACAUUUAAUGGCUUUGGAUCAGAGCUUCCUCUGGCCAUAUGGGCAUGCACAGACAUUGAGGUAACAUGGAGAGCCUCCUAUCAUUGUCAGGUGAGAUGGAUGGAAAACCAAAGAGGACUUUUGCUCCAGUGGUGCUGUAACUGUGGGGCAGCCUCUCCUUUUUUUGGAGGCAGAGCUGUCCCUGGGACCUAUUUUUAAUUUAUUUUAUAUACAGCAGUUCUGCUGUUUAUAUAUAUAUUGCAGUACCAGGAUGGUGUGCAACAAUAGAACACAAUUUAAAUUGGCACUUUAUUGUCCUUUUGGCCCUGCAAGGACUUUUCUUUUCCCCUACUGCAUACACCCCGCCCCCCCCCAGCUUUUUCCAAUGCAGUUUUAAUCCUGCAGACUGCGUUUUCAUAUGUGGCUUUCAUAACUCUGAGGUUUUUAGCUUGUGUGUGUGUGUGUGUUUACAUUUUAGUUGUCUUGUGCUUUUUGUAAGCUACCCGUUGGAGUAGGGGCUCAUCUACACUUACCUUUUGCCCCAGCACAAGUCUGUGCUUUCCUGAUCCGUGUUCCAAGCGUGGGUUUUUCUCUGGGGACAGUUUUAUACUUUUAAAUGGUAUUUAUAAUGCUGCUGUUGCUUUGAUUUUUUUCGUACACUAUCUUAGUUUGCAGAAAGCUGGCAUUAAAAAAAUAGCAAUAAAGAAAUAGCAAAAUGCCAGAGUAAUUGAAAUAAUGAGCAUGAGUUCUUUCAGGGACCCUGUUUUGGAUCAUUUGCUACAUAACUUCAUUUUCCUGCAAACUGCUUAGUUUUCAGUGCAUGUAACUUAAGGGUUCAGAAAUAAAGGCAAAGGGCUUAAACACAGUACAGUCGUACCUUGGAGGUCGAACAGAAUCUGUUCAAUAAGUUCGUUCAACUUCCAAAAGGUUUGGAAACCAAAGUGCAGCUUCUGAUUGGCUACAGGAAGCUCCUGCAACCAAUCAGAAGCCGCGGAAGCCCCAUCAGACGUUCAGCUUCCAAAAAUAAUUUGCAAACCGGAACACUCACUUCUGGGUUAGUGGCAUUCAGGAUCCAAAACGUUCGAGAACUAAGCUGUUUGAAAACCAAGGUAUGAUUGUAUAUAACUUCUUAAAAAAUGGAUGCUGUACUGCUGCUGUGAUGUCAAUGACUACUGGCUCAGUAAAACACUGAUUCCUGUUAUCUUGCUGGAAUGACAGUCUGGACACCAGUGCCUUCCUGCAUGCUGCAGCAAAAAAUGUAUAAUCUUUCAGAUGUCUCCUUAAACAGCUCUAUUCAUGUGCUGGGAAGUCCUGAGUGAACUGCAUGUUCCCUGAGGCAUGUACACAGCCACUUGAGGAUGGACGAUUGCCUUUUAUGUUUGGAAGUACUGUACAGUAGGGAGCUCCAGCAAGCUUUUGGUAUACCUUCAGCAAGCACUGUUGCUGUAUAGAUUGUGGCGUCAUGAAGUCACUGUGGCUGCCCUACCUAUUCACCUGAUGUGUUAAUGCCUGGAGACCAGAAUUGAAACUUGUUUAAUCCAUCUCUAGGCCAGUCCAUGUUAUCUGUAUGCAUACUCAAGUGUAAUUGCAGAGGAAAUGAAAACGACUGGCUUUUUUGUCUGCUCCUUCCCUCCCACCUUAUCAGCCAGGCUAGGGUGGGGAGAAUGGACUAAGAGAAAGGUAUAGCGCCACUGAGAUCUUUCUUCCUUCACCUGCAGUUAUUUCAGAGGCAACGGUAGGCUGAGCCUGAAUAGUCCCUCCCCCUUCAAUGCCCAAAAUGAUUGUUUGGAAAGAGGGUAAAGGGAUGUGUAAAAGGUCUGCAACCUGUUCAAAUUUGAGUCUUCAGCAUAGCUGGGCUCAGCUGACCUAGGCUAGCAAACCGGUUUCCAGACCAGGAAGAAGCAAAUGGCAGUCUGCUUGCUUGCCCUGUGCCAGUGAAACUCCUCGCCUCAGUGGGUUGAAGGCUACCCUCUGUGUACUGCCAUGUGCUACCGAGGGCAGGAUGAUGAUGAGCUUUUGGGUACUGAGGAGGGACAUAGGAGUUCACCUUGUCACCUGUACAAGGGGUAGGGUUCCUGGAUGACCUUACAUAAAAUACUGUAUUUUGUUGAAGUUAGUGAAGUUGCAUAGUUCAUGAGCAAGACUAUACAAUGUAAUCAAAGAGAUAAAGUGUGGGGUUUCCCCCCCAGACUAGACUGUUGCGUUGAGCAAAGCCAUUGACUUGAGUGGCAGAAAAGAAUUAGAUGCCUUAAACUUAUUAGCUCUGUACUGUGCUUGAUGUGGGGUUAUCUUUAAAAAGUGCUUAUUUCAGGAGCAUAAUUAAUUGCAGUGUGUGUCUUCUGGGGCACUAUUAAAUACAAAAAUGAGGAAACCCAUGGAUAGAAAAGAAUUUUCCCUAUGAAGAUUUGGAAGAACAUGAUACCAUCUUGUCCGCUGCGAAUAUUUGGUCUGUGUUAUAUUACGUGGAUGAUUAAAGUCUUGAUCGCUACUGAUCAAGGUUUGCUUUCGAGCAGCAACCUUCUCUGUCUGGACGAUUGGCAGACAAAAGUUUCACGAGUUCAAGUUUUUAGAAGGAUUCUUCUUUUGAAUCUGAUAGGAACCAUUGAAUCAAAAGGGAUUGCUGAAAGUGGAGAAGCAAAGACACUGUUGUGGUCCUUAGAAAUGGUUCCCAGGAAAGUGGGGUUGCUGCCUUGCUGGAGUUUGCAAAACUCUUGCAUUUUCAAAGAAAGUGCUGCAUUCCUAAUUGUACUUCUUAAAAUUAUUGUUAAUAUGAAUUACUUAAGUUCUGCUUAGUUAGAAUCAACAAAACCCUCUGCUCCAUAUCCUAUCAAAAAAUCUAUGAGAUUGGCAAUCAUUUGAUGCAGAAAAGCGGCUCAUUCACAAGUAAACAUAUGCAGCCAUGGAAUCUGAAAGCUAGUUAGGGAGAGAGGUUGUAUCCUUGAAACUGGCAUGUUGCUUCAGUUCUUCUUGACUGUUGAUUUAAGUGGCAUAAUACACAAUUCUUUUGAGUUUGUUGUUAUUGCCUUUAUUAGCAAGCUAGGCUUGUUGUGUUUUGAGAUGGAGAAAAAUAUUGCUGAGUCAGAAUGAGAUCACCCAAGUUGCAUUUAGGACGUCAGAAACCAAAUCGAUGCCAGAAGGCUUUCUUUCUUUCAACCUGUUUGGAGUGUGUUGCUCAACUUACUCGACAGUCUGCAAUUUUAUUUUAUUUUUGAAAAAAAUGAAAGCAAUUGUACAUGUCUUAUGAGCAUUCUGCCUUGCGUCUUACUAUACAUCAGUAUACCUCUUUCAUAUAAAAUGGGGAUCUGUUGUGUGGGUAGUUAGCAUAACUGAUUUGUCACGAUUCUCUCUCAUUAUUAUUUUUUGUAAAGGAACUGCUCAGGGUCAUAAUACUCUUUUCUUUAUGAGUAUCCGGUAUCCAGCACAAAGAGUUUGUUGAACAGUUGGCUAGGGGAGCGGCUAAAAGGCUUUGGUUUGUGUGUUUUUUUACUACCCUGUUAGGCAUUAACAGGGCCACUCCCUAGCCUAGACUGUAUCAGCAAAAACAGUGUUCCUAUAAUAUGCAGGUGUGGAAGCACAUUUGUGUAGCCUUACUAGAAUUCAAAUGGAAAAUCAUGGUUUAAAGUCCUUGUGGCAUGGAGGACUGAGGACUGGAAUUGUGCUGCUAUGACUACUGUCUCUCUGCAGGCCGUGAUUCUUGCCCGGAGGUGUGGAGCUCCAUUCUCCUACUCAAUUUCCUUUUAAACCCAAAUCUUAAUCGUCGGGGCUCUGAAUUUAGAACACACUUUUUUAUUUCUUCAGUCUGUUUUGGCGGCUGCAGUCAGUGUAAUGGGAAGUGAAGCAACGGCAACGGCCCUUCCCUCUAGGAAAUGGUAACUGCUUGUGAAAUUGAACGGCUAGGAGGAUGAAUUCUGAAAGAGAUUCGGAAACUACCUUUGACGAGGACUCCCAGCCCAACGACGAAGAGGUGCCAUAUAGUGAUGAUGAGACAGAGGAUGAAUUGGACGUUCCGCCUCCUGUCGAGCCGGAGCAAAACCGCAUCAACAGAGAGGUGGAAGCUACUCGAGAUACGCUUAGAAAAGAAUGCGGCUGGCAUGUUAAAGCAAAUGAUCGUGCCUUCUAUGAACAGCCCCAAUUUAUGCAAACGACUUAUCUGUGCCUUAAGAAAAGUAAAUAUGCAGGGAAUGCAAUCAAAACCUACAAGUAUAAUCCCAUUACCUUCUUGCCACUGAAUUUAUUUGAACAGUUUAAAAGGGUUGCCAACUUCUAUUUCUUGGUUCUACUUAUUUUACAGUGCAUUCCUCAAAUAACCACCCUCCAAUGGUAUACAACUCUGAUACCUUUACUCUUGGUUCUCGGCAUUACUGCGAUAAAAGACCUAGUGGAUGAUAUUGCUCGGCAUCGGAUGGACAAUGAAAUUAACAACCGCACGUGUGAUGUAAUCAAGGAGGGCAGGUUCGAAAAUACAAAAUGGAAGGACAUCAAAGUUGGUGAUAUCAUCCGUCUUAGGAAAAAUGCAUUUAUUCCUGCUGAUAUCCUGCUGCUAUCCACUUCAGAACCUAAUAGCCUUUGCUAUGUAGAGACAGCUGAACUAGACGGUGAAACCAACUUGAAGUUCAAGAUGUCUCUGGAGGUGACGGACAGAUACCUUCACCAAGAGAGCGCCUUGGCAGCAUUUGAUGGUUUUAUAGAAUGCGAAGAGCCCAACAACCGACUAGAUAAAUUCACAGGGACUUUGAAGUGGAAAGGAAAAAGCUAUGCUUUGGAUGCUGAUAAAAUCUUGUUGCGUGGCUGCAAAAUCCGGAACACGGACGUUUCCCAUGGGCUUGUUAUAUUUGCAGGAGCAGACACAAAAAUAAUGAAAAACAGUGGGAAAACACGGUUUAAAAGGACUAAAAUUGACUACCUUAUGAAUUACAUGGUUUAUACGAUUUUCGUUUUGCUCAUCUUAGUGUCAGCUGGCUUGGCUAUUGGGCACACCUACUGGGAACAGCAGAUUGGUAAUUCUUCUUGGUACCUCUACGAUGGGAAGGACGAGACCCCUGCUACCCGUGGCUUCUUUAACUUUUGGGGUUACAUCAUUGUCCUUAACACUAUGGUUCCAAUUUCCCUCUACGUGAGUGUUGAAGUGAUCCGUUUGGGCCAAAGCUACUUCAUCAACUGGGACUUGCAAAUGUAUUACCCAGACAAGGAUACAGCGGCAAGAGCCAGGACAACCACUUUGAAUGAACAACUUGGACAGAUCCACUACAUCUUCUCAGAUAAGACAGGCACACUGACGCAGAACAUAAUGGCAUUCAAAAAGUGUUGCAUAAAUGGACAAACCUAUGGAGCAUGCAGGGAUAAAACAGGCCAAGAGCUUCAUCACCCUGAGCAAGUUGACUUCAGUUGGAAUAUGUAUGCAGAUGGGAAGCUCACCUUUCAUGAUCAGUAUCUGAUCGAACAAAUUCGGUCUGGCAAGGAACCUGAAAUCCGACAGUUCUUCUUCCUGCUUGCAAUUUGCCACACAGUGAUGGUGGAUGCCUCUGAUGGUGAGCUCAACUAUCAGGCGGCCUCCCCUGACGAAGGAGCAUUGGUAACUGCAGCCAGAAACUUUGGUUUCGCUUUUAUUUCACGGACACAGAAUACUAUUACAAUAAGCGAGAUGGGAACUGUGAAAACUUACGAAGUUCUUGCCAUUUUGGACUUCAACAGCGAUAGAAAGCGGAUGUCUGUUAUCACGAGAGAACCAGAUGGAGCAAUCAAGCUUUAUUGUAAAGGAGCGGAUACAGUGAUAUAUGAACGUCUGCAUCCAAGGAACCCUACGAAGCAUGCAACACAGGAAGCAUUGGAUAUCUUUGCAAAUGAAACCCUUAGAACGUUGUGCCUUUGCUACAAGGACAUUAGCGAAGAGGAGUAUGAGGCGUGGAAUAAAAAAUUCAUGGCUGCUAGUGUUGCUUCAAGAAACCGUGACGAAGCUCUGGACAAAGUGUAUGAAGAAAUUGAAAGAAAUCUAAUUCUCUUGGGUGCCACAGCAAUCGAAGACAAGUUGCAGGAUGGAGUUCCAGAAACAAUAUCCAAGCUGGCGAAGGCAGAUAUUAAGAUAUGGGUUUUGACAGGCGACAAGAAAGAAACUGCAGAAAACAUCGGGUUUUCCUGUGAACUCUUAACGGAUGAAACAACUAUCCACUAUGGAGAGGACAUCAGUGCUCUUCUGCAGACAAGGUUGGAAAACCAGAGGAACGUAGUUGGAUCAAACACGAAUUCAUCCCAAAGAGGCAACGAUCCCUUUUUUGAGUCGGGUAGAAACCGUGCCCUAAUUAUCACUGGCUCAUGGCUGAAUGAAAUUCUACUGGAGAAGAAAAAGAAGAAGAAGAAACUCUUGAAACUGAAGUUUCCGAAAACAGCAGAAGAAAAGCAAAAGCAGAUGGAGAGUAAAAGGAGAGCAGAGCUGGUCAAGGAGCAGCAGCAGCAGAACUUUGUUGACUUAGCUUGCGAGUGCAGCGCAGUGAUUUGCUGCAGAGUAACACCCAAGCAGAAGGCCAUGGUGGUUGACCUGGUGAAGAAGUACAAGAAAGCAAUCACCUUGGCCAUCGGGGAUGGUGCUAACGAUGUAAAUAUGAUAAAAACGGCCCAUAUUGGUGUUGGCAUAAGUGGACAAGAAGGGAUGCAAGCAGUCAUGUCCAGCGACUACUCUUUUGCCCAGUUCAGAUUCCUCCAAAGGUUGUUGCUUGUUCACGGCCGAUGGUCAUACAUAAGGAUGUGCAAGUUCCUUCGGUACUUCUUCUACAAAAACUUUGCAUUUACGUUAGUCCACUUUUGGUACUCCUUCUUCAAUGGCUAUUCUGCCCAGACAGCUUAUGAAGAUUGGUUUAUCACUCUCUACAACGUAUUAUAUUCCAGCCUGCCAGUUCUCCUCGUUGGGUUGCUUGACCAGGACGUGAGUGACAAGCUGAGCAUACGUUUUCCUGCCUUGUACGUAUCGGGACAGAGAGAUUUGCUUUUCAACUACAGGAAGUUCUUCAUAAGCCUCCUGCACGGUGUUAUAACAUCGCUGAUUAUUUUCUUCAUACCGUACGGCGCUUACCUACAAACCAUGGGGCAAGAUGGAGAAGCGCCCUCGGAUUACCAGUCCUUCGCUGUGACAGCAUCUUCCUCUCUCAUAAUCGCAGUCAACUUUCAGAUGGGGCUGGACACAUCUUACUGGACAUUUGUGAAUGCUUUCUCAAUAUUUGGGAGUAUUGCACUUUACUUCGGAAUUAUGUUUGAUCUACACAGUGCUGGGAUCCAUGUCCUUUUCCCUUCUGCUUUUCAGUUUACAGGUACUGCUCCAAACGCUCUCCGGCAACCAUAUCUCUGGUUGACAAUAAUCCUAUCCAUUGCACUUUGCUUGCUGCCAGUGGUUGCUCUCCGCUUCUUGAGCAUGACCAUUUGGCCUUCGGAAAGUGAGAAGAUUCAGAAGAAUCGCAAGAAGUUCAAGGCCGAAGAGGAAAAGUGGAAGCGAAGGCAAAGCGUCUUCCGCCGCGGGAUCUCGGGCCGCCGUUCUGCUUAUGCCUUCUCCCACCAGCGGGGUUACGCUGACCUCAUAGCUUCUGGGCGGAUCAUUCGUAAAAGGAGAGCUUCGUUAACAGCAGUCCUUGGCAACAAUUUAGCAGAAGUCAGGCAAGCUGAAGAAGCCAGCUGAUGAUUUUCUGUGUCCUAAAGGAAGUGGAUUCCUCCCCCCACCCCCCCGAAAAACAAUUGCACAAAGUUUUUAUUUUUUUAAUGAAAAACUCAGGAUUCUUUUUUUUGGGGGGGUGGGACAUUAAAGGUUAUGAAGACAGCUUGAUUUCCUCCUCAAGCUACUUCGUUUGAGAUAACUGAACUGAAGAACUGAGCAGUGUUUUCAGAUCUUGAUCCUUGUAUAUUUUGUUUCAUGUGAAAUUGAAGGAUAUAAAUCUAUGGGCUUAAAGACCAACAAUUGCAACAGUUGUUGUUCCUUUAAAAUGAUACUUCAUGUGUGUGUUUUUUUAAUGCAAUCAUGAAAUACAGUUUCAACUGAUGUUCCGUGCCUCAACACCAAAAAUGGACUUAGCUGAGAAGCAAAACGGUUCUGUGUGCCACUUCAUUCUAGUAAUUCAGCUAUACUUAAGAUUUUUAGCUAACCAAAGAUGUCCUCUUUUUGUUUAAGACAGAGAGGUGUGCAGUUUUACUUUGCAAGCAUUCAGAACCAUUAUUCACCGAUCUACGGGGUAUUGUGGCCCAAGGCUUGAAUAAUUUUCAGGGAUUUGGGCGGGGAAAAUUCAGUAUAUGCAAAGCAUCUUAAUCAGGUUAGCCUCUUAAUCUGGCAUUGGGGAUAGGGAGCCUGUGGCUGUGUGCAUGUUGUUGAGACUCCAACUCCCAUCAGCCGCAGCCACAAUGGCCAAGAGUGAGGGGUGAUGGGAGUUGUAGUUCAGCGACAUCUGGGAGGCAAGAAGUUCCCUAUCUCUGUUCUAGGGACAUCAAGGUCUGGUCCAGGAGGCAUAGCUAGUUUGCCACAUGCACUCAAUCAGGACUUUCUUGGGGGAUACUCUACUGAAAUGACUACCAAUUGUUCGCCAGCAGGACUUGGUGAAUCAAAUCUCUUUUCUGGUGUAUUGUUUUAUACCACUGCCUUUCCUCUUUUUAAAAGUAUCUGUGUUCUUUGUAUCUUGUUUGCAAAAAAACAAGAAAAACAGGAAGAGAUAUGAAACCAGUGAAGGGUGUAUUACUGGCAUACUUCCUUGAUUUUCUACCUGCUUAACCUUUAUGCAAGGUAGACGUCAACGAUUCUCACAUUACGGGAAUUAUUUCCAUGUAGAACAGGUGUGAGGGACUUUUGGCCCUCCAGAUGUUGCUGAACUACAACUCCCAUCAUCCCUAGCCAUUGAUUUUUGCUGGGUGUGAUGGGAAUUGUACUUCCCCACACCUGAUGUAGAACAUGUGGGCACCAUUGUACCUAAAAGGCACAUGUGUUGACUAUUUUACUACACAUGUAUAUGUGGCUAAAACCAGGUGUGCAUGGGUUCUUCGUACAUGAUGAUGUGCACGCUUAAGUGAGACCCAUGUUACAAGUCGUGGGUGAAACAGACUAAACUGAAUAAAAUGUUUUUUUUGUUCACUGGGUGAUGGUUCAAAACACAAAUUGGAACAAGAGAAUUGAUCACAUCAAGGAUGACUCCUUUUCACUAUGUUUUAAUAGUAAAAAAAAAUGUUUGAGAUUUUUAAUGUACAGGUCUUCAGAGGGUUUUUGUGUUGGGACAUAUAAAUGGUUUACAUUUCAAAAAUUUCGGCAUACACCAAUGUGUCUGGUUAAAUAUUCACUAUAUAGUUCCACUUUCUUUUUUCAAACCAUGCAGCUCGGUGUCUAAAAAUCGUCAUUUAGGAGCAUGGAAUUCAUACAUUUCUUCAUCAUUAUUGUUAUUUAAUGUGCAAAGGUUUACAGCUUUUUAUUUUCAGUAGGUGGGGGAAGAUUGACUUUAGUUUCCUAGAAUGAUUUCUCUCGAUCCAAAGAUGAGGAAGUUGCUAGCCACAUGUUUCAAGCUCCUAAUCUGGGUGCAAUAUUAAUUUUAACGUGCUGGUUGAGAUAGAUAUGCCAUACACUUGUAUCCAAACCAUAAAUUGUAAAUAUUUUAUUUGCUUAAAGAUAAUGUACAUAUUUAACAGGCCUUAAUUUUUAACGCUUUUGACUGACAUGAAAGAAGUGUUUUCACUGGUCUGAAAUAUUUUUAUUAAACUAUACUUCAAAUAUAUAUUUGUAUAUUCAUAUAGUGUCCAGCGACUUUCGUGAGAGUGCGACUGUUACGGUACUUUAUUUGCUAUGUUUAUGUUAUCACUUUCCAACACGUAACUCAAGGGUAGCAUACACAGUUCUCCCCAUCUGUCAGGGACAGGCAGGAGUCCAAAGGAGGCAGAGGGUAGGAGGACAAACCAAGAGAAGGGGAUUCUGUGAGGCAGGGAAAAAGAGGAAGAGUCUGGGCAGUCAAGAGAUGGAAAAAGUUGUUGCAGGAAGGCGCAGGGGUAGAAGAGAGAGCCCCAGAGAUAGUGUCAUGCACUGAUUGGAUGAAGAGAGGAACCACCAAGGGAAGCAGGCUCAGAACCUGAGUAGU